CAUAAAAGUAUCGUAAUAUGUAUAACCUGCAGAGGAUUUAAGCUACCAAAGGUAUUUCAUGUGUUAUAUAACUCACAAGACGUCCCAAGACAAAACGUCCUACCUAUUAUACCAGGAAGAAGGAAAACAUCUUAGGUGUUCAAGCUGCGGUCUCGACACAAAUCACCAUCCAUUUCACAAUGGAAACAGCAGUAGACCCGAAUGACCAGGAGUCUGGCGAACUUGUUAGUGCCCAAAUAUCAGAUAGUGCAGUGAAGGAUGGCGAUGCUGCUUACGCCCAAUUAUCUGAGGACACUGGUGGACCCAGAGCUGCAAAUAAUGACACGAUUACGUCAAAUGAGGAAAUGCGUCUGAAGGGAAACGACUUAGGAAACAGUGUAUCUGACCACGACUUACUACUUCUCUUAUUAGACAAAUUAGAGAAGGUAGAUUCUCGUCUUCAUGGGACUGAAGUUAAAGUCAAAGAGAUGCACCAGUAUCUAAAAAUCACCCAUGAUGGCGUGUAUAGGACUGGCGUCGCCAUCAGUAAAUCAAAACUGAGGUUUACUGAGGUAUUGGAUCAGCCGUUACAACCAGAAAAAGACCAUAUUUCCACGCUGCGACAAGGCUUCAGUUCGUUAAUUGAUAACUUAGAGCCAAAGGACAUAGAAAGCCAGCUCAUCAGCAAACGUGUCCUUUCAGUCAGCGAUGUAGAAUCUAUUAAAGGAGAAAAACGCAGAAGUGACAGGGUCAGACAACUUGUGUGCUGUCUGUGCAAAAAAUCACCAGAACAUUUCGAACAUUUUCUGGACACAUUACGGGAGUCGUACGAUUUUCUAGCCGAACACUUUGACAGCAUUAGAUCAACUGCAAAGGCACCUUUUAUCAGAAUCCAAACAUGUUCCGUGUGUAUAUUGCAGUCGGAAGUAGAUAUUCGCACAAUUACGGAUUAUAUGUUUAGAUAUGGCACGAUCACGCCCGAAGUGUUCCGAGAGCUUACGACGAAGACGAUACCAUUGGGCGUCAGGUGGGCCCAGUUGCUGCAAGUUGUGAACUACGAACCAGGUGGUGAGCAUGUCAGAGACACGUUUUUCAAAGCCGUCAUGCUGACCAACACGAGAAUCUACUCCUUGCUGCAUCAGUUUUUCUCCAGGACCAACAGACUAGAGUGUCACUGUCCCAAAACACAAGAGGAACAGGAACAGCUGCAGAACGUCUGGGCUUUAAGCCGACAGCUGAGUCUAGAACCCCCUUUGUUUUACAGGAAUAAAGCAGAAGACCCGUGGGUACGAGUGUGGGUCCAGAAGUCAAAGUUUUCUAAUCCAGACACAGAUCGCUCUUCAACAAAUCGUGAGAACAGUCAAGGACAUUCCAGUGGAAAUCGAGAACCUUCUUCAGAGAGUGAGGAUGAGAUCGAAGAACAUAGAAUCUUCCAUUCUUUAUCCCAGAGUCAACAAACAACCACAGAUGGUAAAGAUUCCAGUGUUGUUGUUAACAAGGGACUACUCAAUGGUGUCAAGUGGUUAAAGGAUAAAUUAACACUCUGAUAUGUUUUAUAGUUUUACUGUCAACAGUACUUGUGAUGACAUUCUGAAAACAAAAACACUUUUGGAGGUGUAUUUGGAUGCGGACUCAAAAUAUUUGCAUCCAUCAUAUUUUCACUUUUGUUCUAACCCUAACCCUAACCCAACUGCAGAAAUAAGGACGAUUGCCCACUUGAGGGAAACUGCCUCACUAAAUCAGUUAUAUAUGAAGCUGCAGUACAUACCACUAACACAUCAAGCAAGACAUACAUAGGUCUCACAGGAGGAUCCUUCAAAGAAAGGUAUGCCAACCACAAGAAGUCCUUCAUGCACAGCAAAUACGAAAAGGAAACAGAGCUGUCGAAAUACAUUUGGGAACUAAAAAGAAAAAACGCCGAGUACACAAUAACGUGGCACGUAAUAAGGAAAGUAAACAACU
Gigantopelta aegis is the source of this 1941-nucleotide messenger RNA. RefSeq lists its product as uncharacterized. Gene Ontology annotation, biological process: regulation of apoptotic process. Lineage: Eukaryota; Metazoa; Mollusca; Gastropoda; Neomphalida; Peltospiridae. The transcript has 5 exons. Bases 180 to 1526 code for a protein of 448 amino acids. The record is from RefSeq and is a predicted model, not a curated record.